Messenger RNA from Fomitopsis serialis, 1688 nucleotides. Its product is annotated as glycoside hydrolase family 13 protein. Gene Ontology annotation, molecular function: calcium ion binding; hydrolase activity, hydrolyzing O-glycosyl compounds. Gene Ontology annotation, biological process: carbohydrate metabolic process. Bases 1 to 1578 code for a protein of 525 amino acids. The record is from RefSeq and is a predicted model, not a curated record. The transcript has 18 exons. Lineage: Eukaryota; Fungi; Basidiomycota; Agaricomycetes; Polyporales; Fomitopsidaceae.
AUGGGCCAAAAUGGCUCGCUGAUAGACUGGGUGCUCACGCGCCUGAGAGGAUACCCUCGUCCCGCAUUAGAGCGCAUGCGGUUAAGUCAUAGAAGUACUCCAGACAAUGGUUUGAUGAUUCAAUUCUUCACUUGGGACAGCAAGCAUCCCAACAUGAGUUGGUGGCAGCACUUCGAGACUGAAGUCCCGAGGCUGGCCGACCUCGGCGUCACUCAAGUCUGGCUUCCGCCGCCCAACAAGGCAAUGAAUGAGACAGGCCAAGGCUACGAUGCCUAUGACCUGUGGGACUUAGGUGAAUUCGACCAGAAGGGCGUCGUUUCUACCAGAUGGGGUACCAAAGAGCAGCUCGUGCAUGCCAUUGAGAUAGCGAAGGCCCACGGCAUUGACGUCCUGAUCGAUGCCAUUCUGAAUCACAAGAUAGGCGCGGACAGAACAGAGACAUUUGAAGCAGUGCCCGUGGAUCCUCAGAACCGUCUCAGAGACUUGACGCCUCCGAGGGAGAUCGAGGGCUGGACUGCGUUUGAUUUCCCUGGGAGGAACAAUCAUUAUAGUACGUUCAAAUGGACACAAGAGCACUUCACUGGCUUGGAUUGGGAUCACAAGAAACGGCUCAAGGGGGUCUAUCGUAUCGUCGGUGGAUCACACAAGGGCUGGUCCAAGUUCGUCGACAGUGAACUUGGCAACUAUGACUACCUACUCGGAGCCGAUAUUGACCAUCAUCAUCCGGAUGUUCGACAAGAUCUCUUCGCAUGGGGAGAAUGGGUGCUUAAGACGACCGGCGGUGCGGGAUUCCGCUUAGAUGCCAUCAAGCACAUAGAUCGAUACUUCCUACUUGACUUCCUCAAGCAUGUACGAAGAGCGACGGGGAGGGAAGAUGUUUUCGUGGUUGCGGAGUACUGGUCUGCAAACGUGAAGCUAAUCAAGCCCUAUAUCUACGUUUUCCAAGGGCUGGUGACGUUCUUUGACGUUCCGCUGCACCACAAUUUCUAUCGAGCGAGCAAGGCUGGUGCACGAUACGAUUUGAGGACCAUAUUCAACGAUACCGUUGUGAAGUUUAGACCUGGAGAUGCUAUUACAUUCGUCGACAAUCACGAGUGUCAAAUCGGUCAAAGUCUGGAGAGUUGGGUCGGUGCCAACUUCAAGAUUGUGGCCUACGCUCUAAUCCUUCUCCGCGGUGAAGGUCACCCAUGUGUUUUCUACGGCGAUCUCUAUCCCAAUGAAGAGUGCUACGACGCUCGUGUUGCGAAUGCCCUGCAAGUGUUCAUGAAGGCACGAAAGCUGUAUGCCUACGGCGAUCGCACCGACUACUUCCAUUCGCGGAACUGCAUAGGCUUCGUACGUUCCGGUGACGCUCAACAUGGAGGGUGCGCGGUCCUCGUCAGCAAUGCCGAUCAAGGCCAUGGUGCCCAGGGUGUGAUUCACAGUGUACGGAUGAACGUCGGAACGAACGUCGGGCCCAGCACGUUCAACUCGAUGAUUGGCACCGGGAGCGUUGAUGUGUCUGCGGACGGAUGGGGCACCUUCACCUGCCUUCCCGGGGCGGUGCAAGUCUGGGUAAAGAACGAUUUUGCACCCUAGGUUGUUCUCUGGUCCACUGCGCCACAUCUCAUUGCUCUUCUGUCGUUUCUGCUUAUCUCAGGAUGGAUGGUAUAUCAGUACUCAAUACAUAAUCUAAUGCUGGACCCGCU